AUGGCUACCUCAACACUGACUCAACUGGAACCCAAAUCUCUAAUUCGGCCAACACACUGGUCUAAAGAAGUCGAGAAUGCCUAUCGUUUUCAACUAGCUGGCUAUCGAGAUGAGAUGGAAUACAAAAAACUUCGACAAGUAGUUGAGGUUGAUGUAUGGCCAGAUAGUGGUUUCGUGAAAAAACUACAACGUCGUAAAGAUGGAUUCUUCUAUUAUUUCGAUAAACUUCGCGAAUGUCCAGAUAAAGAAAUACAUAAAUCAAUUUUGAAAAAGCUGUUCGUCGACAAUUAUACAAACUAUUUACCUGCUGGUUAG
Messenger RNA from Adineta ricciae, 315 nucleotides. NCBI's taxonomy places the organism in Eukaryota, Metazoa, Rotifera, Eurotatoria, Adinetida, Adinetidae. The record is from the annotation of a GenBank genome assembly.